GGUAUAUAUGAAGCUGUGGGUGUAUCAAAUUAAAUAUAGAUUUAAUCUCCCCCAUCAUGCAGGUUCUGGUGUGACAUCUUGCAGCACACAUUUUUCACCAUCACAAGAGAGAAAUGGUGUUGUUGCUGGCUCUGCUGACAGCUUGCCACCGCGCUCAGAGCAAGGCACAGAGGCAUCUUUGGCACCGAGUGGCCUUGAGCUCCUGCUCGCAGCUGUGGACUGCAUUGAUGGCACUGUGCCCUCUUGCGCAACAAAGUCUCCAUUCCAGGAGGACACACAUAAUGUUACCUGCUGCUCGGAUGUAGACUCUACUAGCCCUUAG
Messenger RNA from Dermacentor silvarum, 322 nucleotides. RefSeq lists its product as uncharacterized. The coding region runs from base 8 to 322 and encodes 104 amino acids. The record is from RefSeq and is a predicted model, not a curated record. NCBI's taxonomy places the organism in Eukaryota, Metazoa, Arthropoda, Arachnida, Ixodida, Ixodidae. The transcript is spliced from 5 exons.